GUAUAUAUGAUUCAAUGUGAGAUCUUCGUGAUCUCUGUGAUCAAAGUCAUUUGUACAUUUCAGAGCAGGUAGAUGGUAAGCUCCAGCAGGCGUCGCAGCUGUGCUCUGGUUAACACUCCAGCACCAUGUGUGAACAAAGCAGUAUGUCAUAUCCAGGAACAGAAGUCCAAACUGGAAAACUGGGACCAACAGGGUGAUAAUGCUCAGCAUGAAACUGCACAUGAAAACAACCACAGUAUCACUUGGAAAUGUAUUUCUGCUGAUGGCAAAAAUGCAGAGCUGUAUAUUGAAGGCAUGGGGCUUAAUGUACAAGGCAGUGGAGUGUUGACGUCUCUCUGGACGGAGACCACAGAUGUCCUGAUGGAGGUGAUGAGUUUGAUCGAGCGUCUUGAGCUGGACCGCAGAGAGACAGAGAAGGCUCUACAGGAAGAAAAGGAGAAAGCAAAGUUUCAGAGCAAAUUUUCAGAGAAACUGAAGUGCAGUGCAGAAAGGAGAGACUGGAUAUUGAUUACCACAUGCAAUUUAUGUUCAAACAGUUUUUUCCAUUUCGCAUCUGUCUGUCUCAUAUUUCCACUGUCAGAGCAUGAAGCCUGCAACACAGACAUCGCCGAACUGACAUGGCAACUGAAAAUAAGGAGAGAUCAGCUGCCGCAGGUGAGAGACAGACUGACCCACACGGAGGUGCUGAACCAACGUCUGAAGGAGGAUAUCGAUUUUAUGAGGAAACACGGGCCGCUUGUGCACGAGAGACUCCAGCUGGAGAGUGAAAUCAUGAAGCAGAUCCGAACAGCACAAAGUGAGGUGUUUACUUUGAAACCUGUUUGUUGGCUUGCCAGGGAGACGCUUUCAAACACCUCUCAGAAGCUAAAGAGUCUUCAGGAGUUUAAAAAUGAGGAAUUCAGAACAGACCUUAGGAAAAGAGAAAUGAACAAAGGCAUGGAAACAAUCAGAAAUCAUCUGAGUGACAAGCAUUUGAGCGAGAAGCAGUGGAAACCGGUCAAAGCCGAGUUUGACCAGGUGUCUGCUGUACACUCAAACACCAAAGCCGAGCUGGACAGUCUAGAGCGCCAAACCUUUCUGGAGGAGCCGAAGAACACGACUAUAGUCACUUUUGAGGCAGCUGAAUUUCAUCGUGAACAAACAGACUGCGAGAGGGUGAAAGGUGAGCUGCAGAAAAAGUAUGAAGACGCUUUGUCUACAAUCACUCAGCUGGAGACUGAGACAAUUGAAAACUUAAAAGCAAAACUAAGUGACAUGCACACUGAACACAGAAACCUCUCUGCUGAUUUUGAGGAGAACAAGAAACACUAUCAGGAAUGUUUGAAUUCUGUGAAGCAAAGCCUUAGUGUGAUGUUAUUGAGGGGUUUGUCAAACACUAUGGCGUUCAAACAUGGGACAGCCACAGUAGUGAUGGGUAAUGUGCACAGGGAUAUAGCUUCCUGUGAACAGAGGAAGUCUCAUCACGCACAGAUUCACUCAGCACUGUUCACUCAACGCCAGGCUGUCAUGAAGGACACAGAGGGUAAUCUACAGGAAGCCCUAAAAGCCAAUCUGAGGUUAUCUCAAGAGUACAGAGAGCUGCAGAAAGCUCUGAUGAUUGCCAGUCAAGAAGCCGUUUGUGUUUUUAUAAGAAACAGAGCAGAGGCCUUCAUCCAAGAUCACAAGCAGCUUUCUUUGUUGCAGAAGAGGAUGCACAAAGCCAUGCUAAAAUACUUCAAACACCGCAGCGUCUACAGCAAGGCAGAGCUGGCCCGCUUCCAGACCCUCUCCAACCAGAACAACCAGAAAAUGAAAGCCCUCCAGGAGGAGUUGUCAAACGCAAUCCAGCGCCUCUCUCAGUUCCUGCUCUCGCUGACAGAUGACUCAACUACCAGCCAUGUCCCGCAGCAAGCAAACAGACCCAUCGCAGAUGCCGAUGGAUGGAGCAGGAAGAUGCAUACAGUUCAGAUAGCGGCGUAAUUGGACGCUCACCUGCACCAGACAACUUACUUAAACCCCCAGCAUGCUUCACUCUCUCCCCUGUCCGACGCUCACGGCCCAAUCCAUAACAAUGAAGCAGGUGACUUUCAUGCUACUGUCAGGAAUGAUCUAAUUUUAGCGGGGUGAAUGAUUGCAAUUGGCUUUGCCUCAUCAGAUAAUUAAUCUAUGUCACCAUUAAUUGGAAAAGAGAAUAAUUAGGGGGCUGUGUUGACAGAAAUUCUACGCUUCUCUAGAUUCUUGGAUCUAAUUACACCUACUUAAACCCCUCUGACCUUAACUAGCAGAUAGUAUACCUGUGUAACCCUAACCAGGCUGGGGUUGGUCUCGACCGCCUCUCGCUCUGCGUCCUUUGUCAUUUUUUUCCUCCUUUCUGGCUUGUUUAUCCUCUCUUUUCCUGUCUCCUCAGAGAGCUGUCUCCCUCAAUCACUUUUCAAUAUUCAAUCUUAAUUUUGUGGAAGUUUAUCA
Cyprinus carpio (common carp) is the source of this 2445-nucleotide messenger RNA. RefSeq names its product coiled-coil domain-containing protein 178-like. Lineage: Eukaryota; Metazoa; Chordata; Actinopteri; Cypriniformes; Cyprinidae. The record is from RefSeq and is a predicted model, not a curated record.